Neopelma chrysocephalum (saffron-crested tyrant-manakin) is the source of this 834-nucleotide messenger RNA. Its product is annotated as hydrocephalus-inducing protein homolog. The record is from RefSeq and is a predicted model, not a curated record. Gene Ontology annotation, cellular component: axoneme. NCBI's taxonomy places the organism in Eukaryota, Metazoa, Chordata, Aves, Passeriformes, Pipridae. The transcript has 4 exons. Gene Ontology annotation, biological process: cilium movement; axonemal central apparatus assembly. The coding region runs from base 17 to 682 and encodes 221 amino acids.
GCUGGUGACGGUCACCAUGGACAGCUCACCCUAUUUCAAGUUGGUCGGCCCCAAUGGUGUGUGCCAUCAAGUUCCAUCAGGCUCAUUUUGCACCAUAAACAUCCUUUUCAUCCCUGAGGGCAGCAAGUCUCUUUUCCUGAAGGACCAUGUCCACGAGCUUGUCUGCAGCUGCGAAGGGGAAAAGUUCACUGUGCCAAUCCGGGCCAUUGGUGCCCGUCCAGUCUUGGACUUCCCUGCCCAGCUGGACUUCUCGUCGUGUCCAGUCAACCACAGCACCCAGAAGACUCUGCUGGUUCGCAACACCGGGAACCUGGAAGCCUGUUACAGCCUCAGCACUGAGAGCCCUUUCACUGUCAGUCCAGCCACGGGAACCCUCGACAUUGGUGAAACCAUGCAAGUGACAGUGGAAUAUCACCCGCGGAAGUCCGGGCAUCAUUCCGCAUCCCUGGCAGUGCACUUCGACAUAGUUGAUGAAGAUACCCACACCAGGCUUCUUGGGAAAGCUAAGGACUUCAACGUCGGGAUGGACCCGCACUCUUUGGAGCUUGACAAGACUUAUCUCUCACUGUCAAGCCACAGAACCAUGCUCAUCCACAACAGAAGUAACAUCACAGCCCGAUUCCAGUGGAAGGCUUUCUCUACUGAGGAAGAGGAGCAUCAUCAGAGGAUCAGGUUGGUCUGAAAGACGCGGUGACAUAAACUGCCCAAGGGUAAAACUAACAUAUGGCCUCAGGGGCUGCUUGUGCUUUUGAGCGCUUCAGGGUAUUAGGAACAAGCAGGUGUUCCUGCAAAGUUUGCAGGGCAGUCACAGCUCCCAGUAAAGAGCAACAAAGU